Messenger RNA from Nothobranchius furzeri (turquoise killifish), 4561 nucleotides. RefSeq names its product E3 ubiquitin-protein ligase PDZRN3-B-like. The record is from RefSeq and is a predicted model, not a curated record. Lineage: Eukaryota; Metazoa; Chordata; Actinopteri; Cyprinodontiformes; Nothobranchiidae.
UCGGCCCCUGUGGAAGGGUGUGUUCAUCUUUUGAGUAGGGUUCAUUGAAAAAGACAAUAAAAAAAAAGAGUCCAAAUGAGAUCAAUUACAAAAUGUCUAAGGUUAAAGUUAAAGUCCAAUAGUUGUCACCCUUACUGGUGUGUGGGAAACAUGCCCUCCGCAUUUGACUCAUCCCCGUGGGGAGCAGUGAGCUACAGACACGGCCAUGCUCGGGAACUAUUUGGUGGUUUCCCUCCAAUCCAACCCAUGGCAUCACUGUGAAGAACCGUCUUUGGUUCUAACUGGAACCUUUAUUUUUAAGAGUGCAGUAAAGCCAAGUGUCAAGCAGGGAGGCAUUUGGUCCCAUUUUUUAAAAGUCUUUGGUGUGAUCCAACUGGGAUUUGAACCCCGAUCUCCCAGUCCCGACACUUUACCACUAGACCACUGAACUGGUCCCUAAACACCUCCAAUCUCAAAACAUUUACAGCAGAAAUGUCAUUUUUCACUGAUUACAGCAUUAUUCUAGCUCAUUUAUUCUAAUUUUCCUUUUUGAGAUUAGAGUGGUUGUUAGGACAACAGAAACUAAUUUGGCCCCAUAUAGUCCAUGAGUUCUUGUGUUUAAUCAGAACAAAUCUCUGUUUCCAAACAGAGGCCAACCAGGUGAGAUUUGCUCGUGAUAUUUUCACAGAAACCCAUUCGAUCACUUUCGGUUCUGCACUUUUGUUGCUCAUUUUUAUUUUUGGAUCAAACCAAGAAAAAAUAAUCAAUAAAUUACGUAUUUGAAAAUUUUGAAAAAAUCUAAAAUUAUAUGCUUUAAGUGCUAAAAACCACAGGGACACAAACAAACCAGAAAUGUACAAACAAUAAAAAACAUUAACUCGUCCUCAGUGGCGCAGACGCAUCUAAGCUUCGCACAUCACUCAAACGUGCCUCAGUUCAGACACGUGAACUCAUUCCAUCCCAGCUCCUCACAGGAAGGUUACGCAAAUUACGCGCGUGCGCUGACUGCCCAAAGUUUUUGUGGAAACGGACGCAGUGAUAGACAUUUGAAAUCCAGAGAAGAUGAAGCCGCACGGAGACCCAAACCCGGUUCUUAGUGGUGACGAGGUUUGCGGUCUCCAGGUAUCCGGUGAGGAGCACCGUUGUGUGGAGGCGCUCCGCGCGCUCACCGACGCGCUGGAGCGCAGACGCGCAACUUUGGAGCGGGAAGCCCGGGUGGCGCGGCUCAGGUGGAACAGGAGGGAGCGAACCCUGCUGGCUCAGGUGACAUCUCUUCACAAAGAGGCUCUACUGGCUGCGCUGAAGUACCAAACGAGACUACACCGCUACCUGCUGCUCAUCAGCGGCGUCGCGGAGCAGAUCGUUGGAUUCAACAAGAGGGACUUCAGAGUUGCUGCUGCUGUCAUGCAGAAGUCAGAUGAAGAAGAGCAGCAGGGGCAUUCUGAAGCACCUGAGGUAUGAAAAUCACUCUUUAGUGAAGACUACCCAACAAAGAAAUGUCAUUUCUUGCAAUGUUUGUGCCCCCUAAAACAAUGCUGGGAUAUGUGCAUAAGCAGAUUCACUGUGACACGGGCAGACCUGCCCUGUUCAACAGUGUUUCUUUAGUUUAGUUAUAUUUGUACGUUUUGACUCUGGGAUCAGUCUGAGUGGCAGCUGCUGAGCUCUCCUCACACACCGUCACUGUGCUGCAGCUUUUCAUCUCUUACAGAAAGUUUGUGUGUUAAUUGUUUCAGUAAUUCCAUGUAUUUAAUGAUGUAACGGAACUUUAUUAGUAAAGUAGCUAGUUUAUUGGAGAAGUCUGAUCAUGUGGUUUCAGCCUUUUUCUCCAUGUUCUGAAACUUGACCUGAUUUCUUUAUAAUCACUGAUGUUUAACUCUUAAUUGACGGCCUGAACUGUAGUUUAAAGUAUUUCUGAUUAUUGCAUUUCAACAGCAUGGUUAGUGACCAUGAAUGAGAGGAAAAAGACAACACAAAAGCUAUUGUUUUAUAAAGGUUGUGCUUAACGUAGCUUCGUCACUAUUUACUCUUAACUGGUUAGUUUAUAACACCAUGGAUCUUUGACAGACUUGUCAAUCUCACCAAUGAUCAUGCGGUUUUAGAUCAGUAUUGAACAAGCUUCCUCCACAUGGCCUUACUGCACCCUUCCACUAGAUGCAAAAGCGUUGUGUAUUGUUUGUGAAGCACAGUAGGCAGCAACUAACCGUUGUUAUGGUGGAUGGGAGCGUUUCCGUUGGCCACGAAGCAUUAUGUUUUGGGCGUGUCCCAGGUGUAGUACACUUUGAGUCUAUUCUUACACGUUAUAGUUCUAGAACGUGUCAAGCUUAGUCGUUCAGAUUGGGCCACACCAGAAGUAGAACAGAAAAGCAGUUUAAACCAUCUAGAAACUUUCAAAAUAAAAGUCACAUACAUUCCAGUUGCUUAAAGUGUAAUAAACAAAAAGGUAUGUCAUUAGAUGUGAAAUUUCCAUAGCUGAGGUAAACAGAGCAGAAAAUAAACCACAGACAUUUUCAGAUUCAUGCUGCUGUCUUGGUAUCAUGUGAACUGCUGAAAUCAUGAGUGGUCUUGCAAUUCUCAAGUGAUUUUGUGAUCUCAUGGGACAAGCAGCGUGGAGUGCUUUUGCUGCUGUUUUGUAUCUGAAACACUAAGGGUUUCCGUGUGUAAGAUGUGUCUAUUAACGUUAUGAGCUGCGUACAUAACCAGGGGAAAGCUGUAGGGAUAAAGAUAAAUUGAGGAGCUUCAUAUUGGCACAAAGUCUCUGCUCCUCCGCAUUAAAAAGUCAGCCUAUAGUUCAUGUGUGUAAUCAGGAUACGUCUUGGAUGCCUUUCUCUGGUUGUUAUCAUGUCGCUGCCCACUGAGAGCAUUAUCUGGGAAUGACCCAGAGCUCAUCAGAGGGGUCCCUGGGAACACUUUGAAGUUAUCCCAAUGGAUCUGGGUAGUGUUGCUGGAGAGGCAGAUGUUUUCCUCCUGGUCCUGCUGCAUCUGUGAUUCAGCCUUGGAUUAUGCUAAAGAAAGUAGAAUUUGAAUGGGGUUAAUUAUCCUUUUCAAAAUGCAUAUCAGCUGGGCAACAAACUGUGCAAACUCAUUAAUCUGGAUCAAAACUACAGGUCAUACUGACACAUGAUGUGAAACAGUUUGUUUAAUAAUUUGAUGGGUGGAGCUGGACUACUGCUGAUUUCUGUCUGAUGCAGGGACUCAUUGAACCCGUUGUAUUAGUCAGAUCUAAUAUCAGCUCUUAUUUGAAUAAUUUCCCAGGGUAACCCAGUGGGUUUGUCUUUUUUCCCCUGGCUGGGGUCCAUGUUGUGUUUGGGCUACAGCUGAAGUUGGGUGGUCACUUAAAGCAACCCACUAACUGCCUGAACCACACUGUGAGUGCAACACUUUGGAUUAAUGUGGAAAAAGGCUGAUUGUCCUGCCAGAGCUGAGCAACGGUUCAGCAUCUAUUUUCAGCACUUUGAUCAUGUGCCUCAAAUCUCUUUAAAUAGUUUUAAAAGAAAGCCACUGACAAAAAAAAACCUCAUCUCAUAAGUAUCUUUAUUGAUUUAAAAAAGCAUUCGAUACAGUGGAUUAUAAAAUUUUUAUUAAAAAACUUAGUAAAUAUGGCAUCACAGGGAUGGCCCUAAAAUGGAUAAUAAGUUAUCUAACUGAUAGGCAGUAAUAUGUUCAAAUACACAACACAAAAUCACAUAUAAAUAACAUUACUUGUGGUGUACCACAAGGGUCGGUAUUGGGCCCUAAACUAUUUAUCAUUUAUAUAAAUGACAUUGUUGAGGUAUCCAAUAUAUUAAAAUGCACCUUAUUUGCAGAUGAUACAACUUUUUAUUAUUCAGGAGAUAAUGUUGAGCAGAUGAUAGAAGUGAUACAAACAGAGAUGAAAAAAAUUAAACUAUGGUUUGAUGGGAACAAACUAUCACUAAACAGUGAUAAAUCAUGUUUUAAGAUAUUAAGUAAUACAUAUUUAAAUGAUGACAUUUUAUUAAAUAUAGAUGAGAUUAAUAUUAAAAGAAUUAAAGAAGUCAAGUAUCUGGGAGUCAUCAUUGAUGAAAAAAUGUCUUGGAAACUACAUAUAAACAGUGUCAAAACUAAAAUAUCUAAAACCAUUGCACUGUUAGAGCAAAAUGGUUACUUGAUAAUAAUUCCCUAUAUUUGUUAUAUAACUCACUGAUCAUACCGUACAUGAACUACUGCAUUGAAAUCUGGGGAACAACAUAUAAAACUUACACAAAUUCCAUUUACAUCUUACAAAAAAAGCAAUAAGAAUAAUCACAAGGAGCAACUACGGAGAUCCAUCCAAUCCAUUAUUUAUAAAAUUAAAAAAACUAAAAUUCUAUGAUCUGGUGGACUACAAUAUUUUAAAAUUUAUGUAUAUUGCAAACAAAGGGUAUGCACCUGCAGGUUUAAUCACAAGAUUUACAAAAAGACAUAGCAAAUAUGAUUUAAAAGGGCAUGACUUAUUUAAUAUACCAAGACAUAGGAUACUCAUAAAGGAACAUUGUGUGUCCAUAUAUGGAGUUAAAAUGUGGAAUAAAUUAAAUGCUGAAAUCAAGAAUGCAAAAAAAAUUUGACUUUCAAAAAAGAGAUAAAA